Messenger RNA from Laccaria bicolor S238N-H82, 777 nucleotides. RefSeq lists its product as uncharacterized. The transcript is spliced from 6 exons. The record is from RefSeq and is a predicted model, not a curated record. Gene Ontology annotation, molecular function: acetylpyruvate hydrolase activity. NCBI's taxonomy places the organism in Eukaryota, Fungi, Basidiomycota, Agaricomycetes, Agaricales, Hydnangiaceae. The coding region runs from base 1 to 777 and encodes 258 amino acids.
AUGGCGUCGACAUUUGUUAGAACCGGCAAAAAGGUGGAUAUUGUAGCCAUUGGCAGAAAUUAUGCUGCUCACGCAAAGGAACUCAACAACGCACCACCCAAAGAACCUUUCUUCUUCUUAAAGCCCACCACCAGCUACCUGCCAUCUGGAGGAAAAGUCGAAAUACCACGCGGAAUCGUCGCACAUCAUGAAGUGGAGCUUGGACUCGUCAUUGGCAAGCCAGGCAGGGACAUAUCGCAAGCAAACGCCGAGUCGCAUAUUGCAGGUUACAUAUCAACUCAGGCUCAUCUCGCUCGUUGUGUUUGCCAAGCAUUGGCGGUAGAUAUGACGGCACGCAACCUGCAGGAAAAGGUAAAGAAGCAAGGUUUGCCUUGGUCCACCGUGAAGGGAUUUGAUACCUUCACGCCCAUUGGGGCAUUCAUUUCCAAGAGUGCGAUUUCGGACCCCCACGACCUAAGAUUACAGCUCAAGGUAAACGGUAUCUUGAAACAAGAUGGUACAACGUCAGAUAUGAUUUUCCGCAUCCCCCGUGUCAUUGAGCAUGUUUCAUCAAUCAUGAAGCUGGAAGUUGGUACCGAAGUUCCUCUCCCUAGCUUGAUUGACACCUGUUUACAGGACGGCGACCUCAUUUUAACGGGAACACCAUCGGGUGUAGGUCCCAUAGUUCCUGGUGAUAGAGUGGAGUGUUCCUUGGCGAACGCGGCCGGCCAAGAACUCUUGACCCUUGACUUCACCGCUGUUGCACGAGAAGGAGGUUAUCGCUUCCAAGAAGACUAA